Bradysia coprophila is the source of this 8634-nucleotide messenger RNA. RefSeq names its product transmembrane protein tincar (gene tinc). The record is from RefSeq and is a predicted model, not a curated record. NCBI's taxonomy places the organism in Eukaryota, Metazoa, Arthropoda, Insecta, Diptera, Sciaridae.
GAUUUGUGGUGAUCGGACGUUGUGAACCGUAGAUUGUCUGUAACCGGCAACGGGUUAGUUAUGUAGUAGUUAUUGUUGCAUUUUAUAAGCUGGCGUUGAUAUAUCAAAUGGAUUAAACGUAGAGGAGAUAAUCUGAGAUCAAACAUUUUCAAUCGUUUGUGACGAUUGAUUGAAACGAUUGUGAAUUUUCCAAUUAAGAAUACGCAACACGAAUAAUUGCACAUUUGAGUUGAAUAGAAAACUUCUAAUUGGAAAAGCACUGUUAAGGAAGUACUUUCUUCGGUAAUUUAACAAACUUUCUUAUUACCUAUUGUGUGUAUGUGUGUAGUGUACUUUACUGUAAAAAGAACCAACGAAACUGUGAAAAAUAUAAAAUUUUGUGAUUUUUGUCUAUUAUACUCAAAUGCUAAGUGGAAAAAUAAUGAAUUAUUCAUUCAUGAUGAUAUAAAGUGUCGGAUAAUGAUUUAGAUAGCCGGGAUUCUGGGAUUACUUUUAUGGAUAUUUGAAGACACGAAAAAGAAAAGUUUCGUUAUUUUUGAAUCGUCAAAGCGAAGGAGUGAAGCUAAUGCCACAACAACGAACCAGAGACGACUUGCAAUGUAAACUGUAAUUGAGUUAUAUAAGAAUACAAUGACAAUAUAAUAGUUAAUAUCAACAACAUGAAGGCAACAAAUCCGUCGUCGGUUGUAUUUUAUUUAUUAUUUCUUCGACCGAAUACCUAACAAGAAGACGAAUUUUCAUUUUAUUUAUUUUAUUAAAUACAAACCGGUCACUGAAAAUUUAUUGACAAACACAACAGCAAAAAAAAGCAGAGGAAAAAGAAAAUAAAAAGAUAAGAAAGAAAAGCUAACAGAGUGAUAACGUUAAUAUCUUAAAAGAAAUCGGAAAACGAAUCCUUUCCAGUGUUACAACAAAAACCCAAGAACUGUUUUUCUUCAUUCUUUUGCUGCUAUAUCUCGGAUAUGAAAAAAAACAAUUAUUCCGCUUCAGGGGUGAAUUAGAUUCGGGGUCGGAAUCGGAAAGGAACAGUGAGAGAGAAAAAGAAUAACAAAUAGAAACGGAAUUGACAGCAUUAUGUCGAUAACCGGAUCACUUGUCGGUUAUGAAAAUAAUAAUGAUGUGAAUGGUGCAAUUAAUAAGAAAAAUCGUUCAAUGCUCAACAUGUCGUCCGUAUCAUCGAAGCAAUGUGCAAGUCUGAAUUCCAGUAUUAGUAACAGUGUUAUAACGACCGCCAGUAGCUGUGUAAGCAACUCAAAUACGAAACACCAAAACCGUAAUAAUGAAUGCAAGCAACACAAUAAAAAACGACGAAAAUUUCAUUUGAAUUCACUGUGGUCAAUAUGGUAUGGACUAUUGACCACAUUCCUGCAAGGAUAUUUAGCUCUACAUGGUGCUUAUAGAUUCGUAGAGUGUUCAAUGAUUCAAUGGCGAGGUGGAGAGCCCUAUGCAGAGUUAAACAUUCAACUGUUUCUAAGCGGUUUUGUGUUCCUUAUGUUACCUUUGUUUUUCAUAUCAACUAUAUUUAAGGUUGGAAAUUUAGCAAAUGACGGUAUUAAAUUGGCAACAGGAAGUGGAAAAUGUUCUAUCGAACCAGAAGAUGGUUUGGAGGCGGAGGCAAAAGGUGGAACUUUAAGAGCUUUGUGGACCCACGGCGGACCAACAUCAGGUUUUGUACAUAUCAUUACGGCUUUGUGUCUCUUAGUGCCAAGACUACUACUAGAAGCUCGACUUAUAGAGAAUGGAAACUUACAGAGAGAAAACAUCUGGCGAACGGAAUUGGAUUUCAUGGUGACACACAAAGACCGUUUAGUCAUAUUAUCCUUCAUGACAUCACCAUAUCAAAACAUAUCAGACACGGAUUCCAAUCGAGUACAACAUCCCGACAAUGCCAUUCUUUACGAAAAAACUCAUUUAAUCGAGAAAUUUCGUCCUGACUUUGACGACGACGAUUUGUUUGACACACACGAAAGACUCGUAGAAAUGGAAUUACCGACGACAAUGGAAACGUUUCAUUCGUCAUUGAAUAAUGCAAAUACACCACCGCCCGACAAACAAACAACUUUUCACGUUAACGAAAAUCACAAUAAAAAAUCUGAACGCCCCACAAAAACUGGCGGAGGUAAUCGUCAUUCGAACAAUGGCAAGGGUGGCAAUAGUAAAAAACAUGCCGGAAAACAUGAAAGCACACAUAAAUCGCACAAAGACACAUUGGACGAGGUGGUAAAAUCGGGCGAGAAUGGUAGUGAACAACAACAACGGAGAAAGAACAGUCGUAAAAGUGGUGGUGGUGGAAGUGCUGGAAUGAGCAAUGUGAAUGGCAGUAAUGGUGCCGUUGCAGUCACAGUUGAGGAUGUCAAUGAAAAAUUGGAAAUAAAGCCCAAUCGAAUAGAUUUCGAGAAAAUCAAUGACUUUGAGGUAUCGACGGUAUUUGAAGUGAGUAAAAAUGCGAAAAAAAUUGCACCCAUCACCAGUCAAGGUAAAUCGGUUGGUGUACCCGAAAUCGAUGAGUAUGACUAUAGGUCACAGAAACCAGAUGUCACGAAUGGCAAAAAGGUAACAAGCAAGGACAGUGACAUUGUUAUCGUCAAGCCAGAAAAACCAACCGAGCGGAUAAUACCAUCGACCCCACAUUCAACCGAUUCAAAAAUCAUUGAAAUCAAACCGAGUCAUACGAAAAACGGCCAGGGGGCGAAAAAGAUCAAACGAUUUGCGGAAAGCGAACAGCAGGAAUUUGAUUUUGAUGCGAGCGGAAGUAGUGAGACAUUCAUGUCGAAAGAUGACGGUAAUACGGUUGUCAUUGAACCAGCAGCGCUAAUCGGUAGUGUUCCGGUGAAUGUAACAAUUUCGCCGAUUGAGCUCAGUGGCAUCGGCGGUCGUUUACAGCGGUUUUUCGGCAUUACCAAAGAACCAGAUAUGAAUGCGUGGUCUCGACUGCCCAGUCUGGAGUUUUUAAAUUUAAUCAUUUCACUUAUGGUAUGGUCGGCCCGAUAUCCAGCCGUAUUUUGGGGCACAUCGAAAGCAUUUUCGUUGGUUUUCAGUCUGCAAAUGGUUAUUAAUGCUAUCGACAUACUGUUGGGAUUUGCUGGCGGAUCGGUACUUUAUAAAUUGCAAAUUGUUGGAGCACCACUUCCGUUGCAGGCGCCAGCUCUACUACUUAAUGCAGUUGUUACCAUCUCACUAUUCAUAUUGUCCACCAUUCUGGUGAUUUCGUCGUCUCUUAUAAUUUAUUUGUACGGCCACGGACGACUAUCAGCCCGGAUCAGAGAUCGCCAAAUAAUUUCAACAAAAAGCGGUGAUACCUGGGCCUAUUUCGCACACUGCGCAUCAUUAUGUUUCAUCUUAGCUUUGGCUGUUGUAAAAGCUCCGCUGAUGCAUGACUUAAGUGCCACCUACCGUGGAAGUCUAGACGCAGCAGUACUGGCAUCAGUGCUUGCGUCGGUAACUCAUCUGUUCUUGUGGAUCGUCCUAUGGUUAGGAUUGACCGCAAAGAGACGUUGGGCGUUCAAGUUGCCUCCGUUGCAGAUCAGCAAUGCAUCGGUUAAGCAACCGUUGUUGGUGUCACGAGUAAAUGGGCGUUUGAAUCAAACGGAAGGCGGUGAAGAUACGAUUUAUUGGCCGAAAUUAGCGCCAAGUUCGCCGAAGUUGAAAGUAACAUUUAAUGAAAUACCCAGUACGUUAUCGUCGGAUGAUAAUUUGGCCGAACAUGAUGGCAAGCGCCGUGCGACCUGCAGAACCUCGCUAUGUUUGUCCUCUCCUCCGAACGGGGAGGCAGAUGACGGAGACUAUGCAACAUUAAGAGGACCGGGUGGUGAUUUGCUGCAUCUCAGCGAUCUGGGAGCACAUUGUGACAUGGCCGAUGAUACGUCCGAAGAGGGCAAAUUGUUGGAAUCGGUGCGAGACGACAGUGUCACAUAUGCUUCAACUCGCGAUUUGGAGCCACCACAUAUACCGACAGCAGAACCGUUUAUUGGCGAGCAAAUGAUUAGCCCAUUGGCACCAGUUACGGUCACUGUGCAUACAAAUGAAGCACAUAUUCUCACUUCAACUCCACGUUGUUUACGUCGUGCUGACUCAGGUGUUCCAACUGAUUCUUUACUAACCCCACGAUCCGACACCACAUCCACCGAAAGUUCAACAUCGCCACCUGAUCGAGCACCAUCGGAAACAUCUUCUGGCACAUCCAGUGGAUCCAGUGGCGUCCAUUCCGGCGAAGAACGUGAUGAAGUUGCUGUCAUCCGUCCACGGCCAGCGAAAGCGAUUGUCAAACCACCGCAACCGGUCAUCCAGGAAGAACCCUUCGGUCGGUCGACAAACAUGAAGAUGUCCAGUUUCAACAAUCAAGAUGGGAAAUCGAGUGCAACGCUACCGUUAUCCCGUGGUCCAGUAGAUAUACGAAAUGAUUACAUAAAUCAUUGCAGCACAAUGCCUUUACCCGUCGGUUGCCAUCAGCAGCAAUACCGAUCGCAAAUCUUUGCACCGAACAGCAUUCAACGUCCACAAAUGCACACGACACUGCCGAACGGACUGCGCUAUUCGAAUGUUACGAGUCAGAAUUUCUUGCGACGAAUGCCGCACGUUAAGAAUGCCGAAUCACCGUACGGCAUUUUGGGGCUGGGAGCUGGUCAUCACACGUUCUCCAAACUGUUACACGAUCCGUUGAUGUGUCAUAGUAUGGUUGGUAUGGCCAUACCAGAAGAUCGUGAUUCGGCAAACUAUUCAAUGAUCUCCGAUCAUGAUCGGGAAAUGUAUGUGAAUGGCGGUGGUGGCGGUGUUAUUAAUUAAUUUCAAUGGUCGGUAUGUUUGUAGAUACAAUUUUUCUUUUCUAUUUUCUGUUCAUCAGCAUAUAGAAUUGGAUGUGAUGAUAAUUUUGUUGUCUUGAUUUUGAAUCAAUGUUCCGUUGUACAUAAAGAAUUAAACUUCAUUUGCAAUGCAAACGGUUUCGGUUGGAAUGAGUUGAUGAAAAAGAAAAUUUAAUUUCGAAACAACUGCCAGGGCUAUUCUCAAGGCGUAGAAAUCACGCACAACAACACAAUCAAUUUAGCAAAAAUUAGCGGAGAGUUAAUCCAUUACAUCAUUUCGACAAGCUGGAUUGGUUUAUAUUAUCAUGCCUGGCAUUGGAGGUAUGAAAUCUUGUGUUGAAAAAACGAUGAUUCGGACGACAGCAUUAACAAGUUUUUGCUCGUUGUUGAUGAACCUUGUUUUUACUCGAAACCAUCGGUCUUUUUAUCACCCUUCUUAACUACAGUGGCUACAGUGGUAGUCAGUGAUAUGGUUUUGUUAUACUCAUUAUACCGCUUCACAUUUCCAAUCCUUUCAAUAAAUAAAUUUUUGCGGAGAGGCAUUUCGAGUUCUAUAAAAUUGGAUUGGAGUGUUGUUGUGAUGGCAAGUUAACAGAAAUUUUACAACUCAUCGACGUAAAAGAAAAAGCUUUUUUAAAUCGUCGCUAAGAAGUAGAAAUCAUACGUAGAAAGCAGCGACAUCUGUUUGAUCGUGAAAAACGCCAAUACUACCGAUUCGAUCACUGAUCGCUUAGAACACGCUAUCUCUCUGAUCAACUUCGUUCAAUUCUGGCAUAAUUCCAUCGAACUCCAACGAUUCCGUUGAACUUUGAAAAUUCCCAUUGUAACGCCGAGAAUUCAUUCUAAAAUGCCGUUUACAUUGUCCCACAAAAUUCCUUCGGAAACAGAAUUACCCCAUGCAGAUGAGUGCACGUUCAUAAUAUUCAUGGAAUUUAUACCAUUCACAGAGAUGACAAGCUUGUUGUCGUGAAAGUAUUCUAUAGCUAGAAUUGUCUUUUCUUAUAAAGUUGUAUGGGAAAUGGGAAACCGGUUGUUGUGUUGUGCGGUUUAUUUGUAAAGGAUUUUCCAUUUUCCGUUUUAAUGUUGUUGUCAAAACGGAAUAUUCGAGAUGAUGAUAAUAAGCUGCAAAGACUGAUAUAAGUGUAUUAUACACUAUAAUAGUGGAGCUAUCAAUUCUUUCUUUAAAGAAAAUUUUCUAUAUUCUCGUGAACACAGCGAAAUUGUAAACGUCGAAUGCAGAAGUAUAGUCAUCAAACUCGCUAGUCGAUUGCUGGUUUAAUUAUUUUUUACAAGACGGCGGAUCAUUGUGAAAUUGGAAAAGUUAAACACCAUGCAUUGGUGGCGUUACACAAGGCUGUGUUGAGUUAUUUUCUAUGGAAAAUGAUGGACGCCACAUCCCCAACACAUUAUGCAUCCCUGAUUCAACAUUGUAUGUUUUAACAUGGGAAAAAUGUAAAAUUCCGAUAUACGUAUAGAACGAGUACGAUUUAUAAGCGAGACAGAAAUAUUACAUCUCCUACGCACAAUGUACGUUUCAGUCGUAAAAUUUUACUCGUGUAAAGUACGAAUGAGUCAACCAUCGGUCUUGUUGUCAUUAGUUGUAAAUUUUGCAAACAGUACGUAAAAUUUUACGACUUAAACGUGCAUUGUGCGUUUGAGAUGUAACACUUGUGUCUCGGACAUAAAUUGUGCUCAUCCCCUAUGCAUAACAUCGGUAGGUCUUUUACGUUUUUUCAAUGUAUGUUUAAACUGUUAUAUCACAUGUUAAGCGUUGUUUGAAUACAAAGGACGUUACAGUAUUCGUUCGUCGUCGUUUGGAAAACUUGCGUGAAUUUUUCCUCGGUAUUUUAAUACAGUAGACUACGUCCUUGCUGCUUCAAAAUUUGUUGUUUUGAUUAGUGGUAGGUUUGUAGCCUGGACGCCAAUGCCAGGGAUGUAUAAUCCACUAGUCGAAACAACAAGAACUUUUACGUUUUGUAUGUUACUCAUUGCACCCCCGGGAAAUGAGCCAUUUCGUUGCUUAUAUGAAAUCGGCGUCAGAACUUAUUUUGCAGGAGCUUAGCGAGUAAAUAGUAUAUUACAUACUGGUUUGGAGAUUCUUAUUUUGACAAUUCAGAUCGAGCCGACGACGAGGGGUGCAAACGAGUCAAAAUUAAUAUCUCCAAACCAUUACGUAGUAUAUUUCAGUCGCGAAGGCUUUUCGGAAACUAAAUUUAACGCUAGUGAAAGAAAAGAAGCUUCCAUGAGACGUAGCCAGUAAAACGUUUUUCGGAGUUUGUUCCGAAUAUUUAUAACCUACGAUCAGAGGUUCGUUAUUAUUAUUAUUUUUUUAAUUGUUUAUCUGACCAACCGAACCAAUAAAUACAAAAAUCUAAAUUAAAAAGGAGAAAGUUGUGCAUAUCUAAAUACAGAAAAUAUAAAAAAACAGAAUAACAAAAAAAAACGUAAAAUUAACCAAAAUGUUUCAUAUCUAAAAUAAAAUUUUAUAUGCAAUUUACACAAUUAUAUAAAUAAAAUGGAAAACUCUUUUUAUCAGAAUGCAAAUUUUCAUGGCAUCAAAUCAUUUUAUAUACACAAGAACAACAAACGACAAAAAAAAACAAUUUUAAAAAAUGAGAAAUAAAUUUCUUUUUUGAAAUCUCAAUGAAAGUAUAUUUAAAAGAUUUAGCAACUGACAAUACAUAUUCGAUACAUUUCAAAAAGCUGGGAAACUCAACAACCGAAAAUAACUCAAAAUGAUGCAGGUAUUUUAUGAAAUAGAUUCGCCGGAGCAAGUGUGUGGCUCAUUUUGUAAAAGUUUUUUUUUUUUAAAUUAUCAACCAGUGGAUGUAUACUCAGUUCAGAUUUAUCGGAAUGUUUCCUGAUUACCCAAACGACUCCUCACUUUAAACACCGAUACAUCAUCUUAUACAGUAAUUAGUACAUAGAUGCCAACAUAGCCCAGUACAUACGUUCAGGAUGUGAUAUUCGUAACAAUAUAUCCCUAAUCACCCACGACCCAAACUUUAUCGCCAGCAGAAAUGUAUAUUCGAUCUAGAUUGUGAGUGUGGAAAUAUAAGAUUCUUCCACACAGCUAAUGAACCAGUGCGGAACAUAUUGCAUUUCCGCAUUUUUUUCAAAAGUAGUUAUAAUUCAAAAUAUUCCUCGAAAUAAAAAUUCGUCCGCCUUCGCGGUAUUUGAACCCCAGAACCUCGAGUACAUAAGGAAAAUUCGCACUAGUUCUGAAAAAAUCAACAUUUCAAAACUUGGUGUUUCAAGAUACUUUUUUCUCUGUGACAAAUAAAACAGAUUGGAUAACGUAUCAAUCUCUACUUUAGUGAAGGCAUUUGGUUUUAAGUUAUCCAGCACCAUUUGCAGAUGAUAAAGAUCGUAAUAUUUGCUCGAAUCGAUAUCGGUAGUACGCGAUUUUUGUAAUUUACUGGAACUUUUCUACUUUUCGACACAAGGUGUUUUUUUCUAUACUAGUGCUACAAAAUGAUGGGAAAUGUUGUUCACAUGUAACAAGAUGGGAUUGUUAUUAGGAGUAGAGAUUUGUAAUCUCUGAAUCAGUUGAAAGUAUCUGGAUAUGGGAUGGCGAUGACUGGAAAAACAACUUUUGCACCACUUCGAAUAGACCUUGGUAGAGACUCCUCAAGAAUGAAGUUGUAAAUGUCCAUUCAAACGUUCUGGGAAAUGUCUGAGAAUAAAUUCUAAUGUGACAGGGAGUCUGACAAAAAAAAAACUUUUACAAAAUUGCCACACCCUCUCCUGGAUAGCCAACUACAUUUAGUAAUUAUUCGCAAAUAAAAACAAUAUUUUAGGCGCUGAAAUAUAUAAGAAGAAACUUUCGAUUUAC